AUGGCAUGGUUAGCCAGAUCUAUUGGGAACUUUCUGAAGACCCAUGAGGAUGAAGACGAGGAAAAGCAAACGAAAACUGUCGUUGAAGGAAGUGGUGUUGGAGAAAGAGAUGAUGAAGAAUUCAAUAAGGAUGAAGUUCUUCAAGGUACUCAAGAACAGCAAAAAGUAAACGCUAAUAACUGGAGAGCAAAUAUAGCGGCAACCAUGUGGACAGGUGCUAUGGGAUAG
Molecule: messenger RNA, 228 nt
Organism: Thlaspi arvense
Lineage: Eukaryota; Viridiplantae; Streptophyta; Magnoliopsida; Brassicales; Brassicaceae
Source: the annotation of a GenBank genome assembly